This is a messenger RNA of Pomacea canaliculata, 2789 nucleotides long. RefSeq names its product secernin-2-like. Gene Ontology annotation, molecular function: cysteine-type exopeptidase activity; dipeptidase activity. Gene Ontology annotation, biological process: proteolysis. The transcript is spliced from 7 exons. Bases 139 to 1440 code for a protein of 433 amino acids. NCBI's taxonomy places the organism in Eukaryota, Metazoa, Mollusca, Gastropoda, Architaenioglossa, Ampullariidae. The record is from RefSeq and is a predicted model, not a curated record.
AGCGAUGUUUCUUUCUUUAAGCCACCAGCGCUUAAAAAUGAAAAUUUAGUUCCAUUUUCUUCUUAUCGCUCGUAAUUUCAGGUGGCUGAACGACUUAUUAUUUUUGGUUUUUAUUAUCAACAGAUCUUUGGACUAAGAAUGAUGGCUUCAGAUAAAGCAUCACCCCCUAGCUCUUGUGAUACGUUCGUGGCAUUGCCACCAGCAACAAGCAAUGGACAAGUUAUUUUCGGCAAAAACUCCGAUCGACCAGGUUUAGAAGUCCAAGAGGUGGUCUACAUACCAGAAAUGGAUCACAGUCCAGGGUGUAAGGUUCAGUGCACCUACAUAGAGAUGGAUCAAGUUCCUCAUACUCAUGCAGUAAUACUAAGCAAGCCUUCAUGGAUGUGGGGAGCAGAAAUGGGAUCUAAUGACCAAGGUGUUUGCAUCGGCAAUGAAGCUGUGUGGACAAAACUUAAUGGACCAGAAGACCUUAAUGAAAAGCUUCUUGGUAUGGAUAUACUUAGGCUUGCACUUGAACGAGCAUCAUCUGCUUCUGAGGCGGUUGAUAUAAUUGGUCAGCUUCUGGACUCGCCAGGCCAAGGUGGACCUUGCAGUGAAGAGCCUGGUCAGCAGGCCUGGAGCUACCACAACAGCUUUCUUAUCGCAGAUGGCAUGAAUGCCUGGGUCCUUGAGACAGCUGGCAAGUACUGGGCAGCUGAACACAUAACAGAGGGAGUACGAAACAUCUCCAAUGAGCUGACAAUUGGCACCAAGAUAGACCGUUGCAGCCCCAACCUUGAGGAGGAAGCAAGAAAAUUGGGACUUUACACAGAAAGCAUGGGACCCUUCAAUUUUUCUGCUGUCUUUUCUGAGAGCGGGAAGGUUCCAGAGAACCGAAUGUCAUUCAGGUACCGUCAUGGCCUCAAGAUGCUGAAGGAUCUCUCUGCUUCUGGUAAGUUUGGUGUGCGAGACAUGUUCAAGAUUCUCAGGGAUGAGGAAAGUGGAAUCUGCAUGACAGAUGGAGGAUUUGUAUCAACUGGCAGUCAGGUGUCAGUUCUGUCCCCGCAGGGUUCGCCAUCUCCAUGCUGUCACUGGUUCACAGCUACUCCUAACCCCCUCACCUCUAUUUACAAACCUUUUAUCUUCACUUCAAAAGCUGCCAUUGGAACCUCCACAUUAUCCCCAGACUUUGGAGAGGAGGAUCCUGCUCGAAAAUCACCUCGCUUUCAAUCACAGGUGGACCGACGCCAUGCAUUAUAUCGAGGUCAUGAGACUCUUCGAGACAUGCUGGGCCGUGAAGAUCCCAAGGGUAUGGCGCUGCUGGAGAACCUGCGGGAGCUGGAAGAGAAGUGUGUGGAGGAUAUGGAGGAGACGCUUAUCUGCUGGCAGGAAGAGAAUGCUGCUAAAGUUGCCCACAUUUUUCAGCACAUGGCAAACCUUGAGCUCAACUUCUACAAGUGAUCUUCCUCUCACAAGUCUUGUAUGCUCUCCAGUGUCGCUUCUUAUUGUUGGGGUUAUUACUUUCUUCACAUAUCUCUAGAUUUCCAGCAGCAGAUGGAAUCAGUCAUCAUGUGGAAUGUGAAAAGCAUUUACCUAAACUAAUGAAGCAAGGUCACAAAGUUUAGUCAUGUGGGCUUUACAUGUUGUUACAGAAGGAAGAUCCUAAGAGUAUAAAUGAUUAUGGUAGUAGGCUCAGGAGGUUGUGUAUCAUAUAUUUUACAAACGGAGCUGAUCAUCAGAAGGUGUAGUUCAUGCUUUGAUUGUAAUUUUAUGUGUGUGUGGGUGUGUAAAAAUUACAAUUUUUGAAACCAAUUCCUGCUUACUUGACAUUCCUGUCUGCAAGUUUUGAACAUUCAGACAAGUAUGUUGCAUGUUUGAUGAGCUUUAUACUUCAUGCAGUCUUUGACAUAGAAGAUAAUAACAUCAUAUUUAUUGUCUUAAAAAUGUCUUAGAACAUGCAUACAUGUCGUGAUAGUUAUUGUUGUUACAUCUGCUUGUAAAACCAGUGAUUUUAAAUUUAUGUAUUUAUUUUUGUGCCAUUCAAAUCGCAAUGGAAUUUUUAUCCGAACAGCUAAAUGAACUUCCAGAUAGUUGUUAGACAUUGUUAUUGAUGUUGUUGGCAUAGACUUGGGAACUGUAGAACCCUAUUUAGAGUUAUUUUGUCAACUUGAGGGCAUGGCUUUUCAACAUUGAAUUUUUGCCUGUUUCUUAAUUUAUAAAUAUUUCAGACUGAUUCAGUGAUGUUUUGAGUUUUGGAAGGAUGUUUAGUCAGACUGAUUUGAUAAUUAAGUUUUAUCAUUUUAUUGUUCCUAGUUUUGAAAGAAUACACUAUUUAUUUUGUGUCUAUUCUAUCAGUCGCUUGAAAGAAAUGGAGUGAUUGUUGUUGGUGUACAGAACAGAAUGGAAACAUCACUGGAUUGGCUGAAAUGUAAAGUGAUUACUUUGUCACAUAUACAAAAGAUGUUCUUGUAAACAAAAAGACAGAAAAAAAUAUAUUUGCUCUGGUCUUUGAUCAAAGAAAUCAGUUAAAAGUGAGAAUCUUUCAAGUUGCGAUUGUUAAGAUGCUACAUCUUUAGAGGAUAAAGCCGCUUCUUUCGAUGCCACAUUCCAGGUGCCAUAUUUGAAUUUAUAGAGUCGCUACAAUUGGAGUUUAAAAAGUCCAGUAUAAUUUACCUACGUCCACAAUUUUCAGACCACCUCUUGUGAUCAAAAGUGUGCAAUAUUUCUUUGAUGAGACUCAGUUUUCAAAUGUUUGCUUCCUAUUCUACUUGAUGCAAACUUUUUUUUAUUAAAGAUAGAUUGGAACAUGC